This is a messenger RNA of Vombatus ursinus (common wombat), 972 nucleotides long. RefSeq names its product olfactory receptor 2A1/2A42-like. The transcript has a single exon. Gene Ontology annotation, cellular component: membrane. Gene Ontology annotation, molecular function: olfactory receptor activity; G protein-coupled receptor activity. Gene Ontology annotation, biological process: G protein-coupled receptor signaling pathway. The record is from RefSeq and is a predicted model, not a curated record. NCBI's taxonomy places the organism in Eukaryota, Metazoa, Chordata, Mammalia, Diprotodontia, Vombatidae. Bases 1 to 972 code for a protein of 323 amino acids.
AUGCAUUUUGGUAUCUUUCUCCAAUGUCUUUGUUUUCAACAUAGGGUUAUGGACAACAAUCAGACCACGGUGACAAAUUUCAUUCUGCUGGGAUUUCUUGUUAGCCCUAAGAUGCACCUAGUUCUUUUUGGGCUCUUCCUCCUACUCUAUACCUUCACUCUGCUGGGAAAUGGAGUCAUCCUGAUGCUGAUUUGUCUUGACUCCCGACUCCAUACUCCUAUGUACUUCUUCCUUUCACAACUGGCUAUUGUUGACAUCUCUUAUGCCUCAAACACUGUCCCUCAAAUGCUGGCAAAUCUCCUGGAUCCAACCAAGCCCAUCUCCUUUGCAGGUUGCAUAAUGCAAGCCUAUCUCUUUAUGGCAUUUGCCCACAUUGAAUGUCUUCUUCUGGUGAUGAUGAGUUAUGACCGGUAUGUGGCAAUCUGCCAUCCCCUCAGAUACAAACUCAUUAUGAGGUGGGAAGUGUGUAUUGCACUGGCUAUCAUAUUCUGGGCAUUUGGAUCCAUCCUGGCAUUGAUCCAUGUGCUUCUCGUCCUUAGGUUGCCCUUCUGUGGUCCUUGGGAAGUCAACCACUUCUUCUGUGAAAUCCUAUCUGUCCUGGAACUUGCCUGUACAGACAUAUGGCUCAACAAAUUAGUCAUCUUUGUUGCUUGUGUGUUUAUCUUAGUUGGACCCCUCUGCUUAGUCCUAAUCUCCUACACCCAUAUCCUUAGUGCUAUCUUGAGAAUCAAGUCAAGGGAAGGACAAAAGAAAGCCUUCUCUACUUGCUUGUCACACCUCUGUGUGGUUGGGCUUUUCUUUGGGAGUGCCAUCAUCACUUACAUGGCCCCUAAGUCAAGGAACUCUGGGGAGCAACAGAAAAUUCUCUUCUUGUUUUACAGCUUCUUUAAUCCUACCUUAAAUCCUCUGGUGUACAGCCUGAGAAAUGCAGAAGUAAAGGGGGCCCUAAGGAGAUUGCUUAGGAAGGAGUGA